AUGGCUAAUAAAGUUCAGUUAGAAACAUUGUUUAAUAAAUUAUUAAAAUUGCCAGAUGAUACAGAAAUUUCAAAAAUAUUGAAGGAGAUUGAGGAUAAUGAUAACUAUAUAACUUCUAUACAACUUCAAACUCUCAUGAAUAUACAUGAUAAAAGUUUUAAAGAGAAAUAUCAUAACCAAUUGGAACAACUUUAUAAUAAAUAUAAGAAUAAGAAUUAUACUUCUGAUGCUGGUUUGCACAAUGAUGCUGCUAUAAUAGACCGAGAUAUACGUAUAUUGGAGGAAACUAUGAAAUUACUGAAAGAGAAUUCAUCAGAGCAUAAAAAACACAUACGAUCUAUUACUAAAAAUGGAAUAGCUAGUGAUUAG
Molecule: messenger RNA, 369 nt
Organism: Tetrapisispora phaffii CBS 4417
Lineage: Eukaryota; Fungi; Ascomycota; Saccharomycetes; Saccharomycetales; Saccharomycetaceae
Gene: BLS1
Product: Bls1p
Exons: 1
Coding region: 1-369 (122 amino acids)
Source: RefSeq, a predicted model, not a curated record